Molecule: messenger RNA, 1362 nt
Organism: Trichoderma atroviride IMI 206040
Lineage: Eukaryota; Fungi; Ascomycota; Sordariomycetes; Hypocreales; Hypocreaceae
Biological process (GO): Golgi to plasma membrane protein transport; regulation of exocytosis
Cellular component (GO): cortical endoplasmic reticulum; plasma membrane; cytosol
Molecular function (GO): phosphatidylinositol transfer activity
Source: RefSeq, a predicted model, not a curated record
CACACUUGCUUCUAGCCCAGCCAAAUCCACGCUGAUCAACCAAGCCGCCCAUCAUGUCCGCCCCCGAGCAGAACGAGGCUGAAACACCCCUCGCCCAAUUCACGGCCCGCCUGGCCGACAUCAAAAAGUCAUCAGGCCAUACCGAGAUGUGGGGGGUCGAGCUCUCGGACGACGCCUCCCACGCCCCGACUCAGGUCAUCCUCCAGAAGUUCCUGCGAGCCAACAAUGGCGACCUGGCGGGCGCCGAGAAGCAGCUGACCGACGCCCUCACCUGGAGAAAAGAGGUGAACCCGGCGUCUCUGGUGACCCAGACUUUCGACAAGAACAAGUUCCACAACCUCGGAUUCGUGUCCAACUUUACGGAUGACACUGGCAAAAAGGUCAUCAUUACCUGGCACGUCUACGGCGCCAUCAAGGACAACAACUCUACCUUUGGCGACGUCGAUGAGUUCAUCAGAUGGCGUGCAGCCCUCAUGGAGUUGGGCGUGCAGCAGCUCAACCUCAACGAUAUCAAGGAGCCCCUCCCAGAGGAUGGCACCGACCCGUAUCAGUUGAUCCAGGUGCACGACUACAAGUCAGUCAGCUUCUUCCGCAUGGACCCCGUCGUCAAGGCUGCCACCCAAAAGACCAUUGCCGUCUUUGCCACGGGCUACCCAGAGCUGCUCUACCACAAGUACUUUGUCAACGUUCCCGCCAUCAUGGGCUGGAUGUUUGCCGCCAUGAAGUUUGUCCUUUCGGCUGCCACUUUGAAGAAGAUGCACCCCAUGGCCUCUGGCACUUCACUGGUCAAUGAGCUCCCAGCCCUCGCCACUUCUCUGGCUCCAGAGUACGGAGGCAGCGGCCGUCCUGUGCAGGAAUCAUUGACACUGACGACGGCUGAUGUGCCCGAGGAGGCCAAGGAGGGAGAUGCUCCUGCUGAGGCGGAGAGCAAGCCCGAGGAAGACAAGCAGGAGGCUUAGGCGAAAGAGGCUGAGACUUGGGCUGGGGCCUCGCACCAGGAUGUAGGGGCCAACAGAGAUUGCCUAAUAUUGCUUUAGGAAAGCAGUCCAGGGCUUUCCCCUUGGCUGAAUCGCCACUCAUAUCCGCGCUGCAUCUUGUCAAGAGGAGGGUUGUUUUGUUUGUUUUGUUUGUUUUGUUUGUUCUGUUCUGUUUGGAUGCUGUUUGGAUCUCUCUGAGCGCGGGCUUUGAAUCUGCUAGCCAGCCAUGCCCCCGUUUAUGCUCGCAAUACCCCGAUAUCAUGCCAUGCACUAAAGUCCUGUGCAAUAGAUUCCCAUUUUUUGAUAGCUGGCUAUGAAGAGGUGCGACGUCUGCCAUGUACGUGUUUUGAACUAUGAGUAUGAUAUUAUGUCUUAUUUGGCUUCG